This is a messenger RNA of Mya arenaria, 4866 nucleotides long. Its product is annotated as phosphopentomutase-like. The record is from RefSeq and is a predicted model, not a curated record. Lineage: Eukaryota; Metazoa; Mollusca; Bivalvia; Myida; Myidae. Gene Ontology annotation, biological process: purine ribonucleoside salvage; carbohydrate metabolic process. The transcript is spliced from 18 exons. Bases 81 to 1874 code for a protein of 597 amino acids. Gene Ontology annotation, molecular function: magnesium ion binding; phosphopentomutase activity.
CUGACCUUGACCUUUUAAAAUCAACAAUUUUGAUAAUUUAACGGUGUUGACUAGCUUUUUCACUUUUGACUGUGAGUAAUAUGGAGGACGCAGAGCUGAAACAGAAGAUUGGAGAAUGGUUUUCAUGGAGUAAAAAUGAGAAGGACAACGGUGAAAUCCAGCAGCUGGUAGCCAAGCAAGAUGUUGCUGAACUCCGAACACGACUUUUUAACCGCAUGGAGUUUGGUACUGCAGGUCUACGAGCCAGGAUGGGGGCUGGCUACAACAUGAUGAAUGACCUAACUGUUAUUCAGGCCACUCAGGGCUUAUGUGCAUACCUGCUGAAGACCACACCACAGGCAAAGGAGAUGGGUGUCUGUGUUGGCUAUGAUGGAAGACACAACAGUAAGAGGUUUGCCCAGCUGACAGCAACUAUAUUUUUGCACAAGGGGGUCAAAGUCUACCUGUUCUCAAAGCUCUGUCCAACUCCUUAUGUUGCUUACACAACACGGCACAACAGGUGCGCAUGUGGAGUGAUGGUGACAGCCUCUCACAAUCCCAAGGAAGAUAAUGGAUACAAGGUUUAUUGGUCAAAUGGAGCGCAGAUAAUAACGCCAAUUGACAAAGGAAUCUCGGAAUGUAUUCUGGAGAACUUGGAACCGUGGGAGACAUCUUGGGACACUGAUUUCACAGGAACCAGCCCCCUCUGUGUAGACCCCUUCGAUGACAUACAUACACGAUAUCAGAAUGAUGUGUUAAGGCUUUGUUAUUAUAAGGACGCCAACAGCCAUUCAAGUGUGAAGUUUACAUACACGGCAAUGCACGGAGUGGGCUACCCAUUCACAGACUUUGCCGUACAGCAGUUUGGAUUCCCCCCUGUCAUUCCUGUACCAGAACAGGUUGAGCCCGAUCCAGAAUUCCCCACCGUCAAAUAUCCGAACCCAGAGGAAGGAAAGGGGGCGCUGACCCUAUCCAUGAGGACAGCCGACCAGAAUGGUAGCACCGUGAUACUGGCCAAUGAUCCCGACGCCGACAGACUCGCAAUUGCAGAAAAAGUCAGAGGAGAGUGGGUGGUGUUCACAGGCAAUGAGAUUGGUGCACUGCUGGGAUGGUGGUCCUGGUUCUCAUUCUCACAGAAAUUUCCAACUCUUCCAGCUUCUGAUUGCUACAUGUAUGCCAGUACAGUCUCCUCAAAAAUUCUGGCAGCCAUAGCAAAGAAAGAAGGAUUCCAUUUUGAGGAAACACUGACAGGCUUCAAGUGGAUGGGAAACCGAGCUAACAUUGUAGUGCAGGAGGGGAAGACUGUGUUGUUCGCAUUUGAGGAGGCGAUUGGUUUCAUGUGUGGCUCCACGGUCCUUGACAAGGAUGGUGUGUCUGCGGCGGCUGUGGCUGCAGAGAUGGCCACUAAUGUGUAUGGUAACGGGAAGACUCUCAAAGAUCAGCUGGAUGAGAUUUAUAACAUGUAUGGUAUGCACAUCAACAGCAACUCCUACUAUAUCUGUCAUGAGGCGGCAGCCAUCAAGGCCAUGUUUGAAGACAUCAGGAACUACAACAACACUGGAAAGUACCCAGAGAGCUGUGGGAAGUACAAGAUUAAGUACAUCCGAGAUCUUACCACAGGUUUUGACAACAGUCAGCCAGACCAAAAGCCUCUGUUACCAGUGAGUAAGUCGAGUCAUAUGAUCACGUUUACCUUUGAGAAUGGUUGUGUGGCAACGUUACGGACGAGUGGAACAGAGCCAAAGAUAAAAUACUACACAGAACAUAGACCUGACCCGGCUCAUGGGUUAACACGAGAGGCAGCAGAGGCGGAGCUUGCGGACAUAGUACAGAGCAUCGUCACCCAUUUCUUCAGGCCAGAGAAAAAUGGCUUCAUACCCAGGAAAAUAGAUUAAAACUUUCUUCAUUCCAAUAAAAUAUGAAGAAAAAAUGUCUCCAUAUCAAGGAAAAUGGAUUAAAACUUCUGAGUAGAAGGAAAAUACGUUCAUUCUAAUGAAAUAUGAUAUUAAAAUAAAUAUCAUACUACAACUGAUAAGAAAUUUGGAAAGACAAAUACCUUCAUUUCUUAGAAAACCUUAUAAAUAUCUAUACUAUAUUUAACAAAGAACUGUGGGAUAUCAGAUAAAAGAUAAUAUGUAAUUGCCAAGAAAAAAACAUUGGAGUCCUAUUGUUUAAGAAAGUCUUUGAUGUUUAUGUUGUCUGGUGCUGCUGUCCUUUGCAGCCUGGUCUGCAAGGUCACAUUUAUAUGUCUGCUGUCUAAGCUAAGCAUUUUAUGUUUUAAUUGGCUAAAUAUCUCAAUUGAGUUUGAUCCAAAGACUGAUUAAACUAGUAACUUAAAGAGUUGUGGCCCUUGAUGUGUCAAAAAUUUACUAAAUUAACUUGACAGCUCUCUAAUUUGAGCAUUUCUUAUCCAAUUUUUACCAAACUUGAUUUCUCUGUUUAUGGAAACAAAAACUACAAUAUCAACUGCGUUUGAUCAACAGCCGGACUGCAUUAUUAACUCUUGAGUUAUGGAACUUGUUUGUUUUUUUUCAAAAUUUGACUGAGUUUGAGUAUCCACAAGAUCGCAUUGUUGACUGUAGUUAUGGCCCUUGAUUUGGUAAAAUUCGACUAAAUUCACUUCAACUGCUCUCUACCUUGGAACAUUUGUUAUCAAAUCUUCACUACACUGGAUUGCAAUGUGAAAGGGCAUAACAUCUUGAACAGUUUGAUCAACAGCAAGAUCACACUAUUCACUCAGGAGUUAUAGCCCUUGAAUUGUCAAAAUUUGACCAUGUCCACUUUGUUCUUUCUAACUCGAGCAUUCCUUAGCAAAUAGGAUGAGGCUAAUAACUUGCUUGUUUGAAUUUAGCAUACUAGUAUAAUAUGUUUAUUUUAACAGUAUAGUCAUAUAUUAUUAUUAUGUGGUAUAUAGUUAAUCCAAUCAAACUUGUUAUUAUUUACCUUUUUUGUGUUGUCUGUGUCCAGGAUGUCACACUUUCAUUUCUGCUUUCUAAUGUAUAAGACAUUUCUCCUCAAAAUUGUUAAAACUUGGAAGCAAUGCUUUUUGACUAAAUACCUCAACCAAGUUCAAUUCCGAGUCAUUGUCAUUUUAGAGAGAUGGUCCUUGAAUUGUCAAAAUAAUGAAAGCUCCUGACGGGCAACAUUUCAUUUUUUUGGUGAUUUUAAGUUGAAAUAAUGUCCUUUGCAAAUUAACCAGAGCAUUAAUAAUUUAGCUACAAGUAACUGAAAACUUGUCUAGGAGUCACAUUUCUUUUGGUCCGAUCAAUUUCCUGCCUCUUCAUAACCACAAAAUGUAUUGUGUUCACACUUAACGGGAAUGAUUUGUACCAAGCCAAGCUGGCAUGUCGCCGAUUGUACUGUUUGUAUUAUCUAUUUUAGAGUUAUGGCCCUUUUUGAUACAUAACCAUUGUAACUUGUAAGAUUGUUUGUGCUUCUAUUUCCAUAACCACUAGCAUAUUGUUCUGCAUUUUCUGGUCAGUAUCAUUUAUUGCAGAAUUAUGUCUCCUUUAUAUGAUUAUACUUUUUUCAUUUUUUUUUGUUGCACUGUAUAAAAUAAAACUAAAGCCUGAGCUGGCAGAACUUUUUUGGACCAUUGUGUGAUAGAAAGUUGCUAUAAAUGCUCAUGUAGUUGUGAAUUUGUUGAUUAAUAACGGUUUUGUAAGCAUUUGUUGGUUGAUGUGUAUUACAGAAUGUACAUUUUACAAGUAAUUUAUUUAUAAUAUUAAGUUAUCAAUUCCAAGUGCUAGGAAGUUCAGGGAGAAUAUGUAUUCAAAGUUCAAACUUGUUUAUACUUAGUAUGGAAUUUUAUUCCAGAGCAUUUAUAUUAAUUAUAAAAAAAUACAUGGAUGUGUUUAUUAACCAGGUUUUCACAUGGUGAAAUCUGGUUAUUAGAAUGGCGAACGUCGUUGUUCUGGCAGGCGGACGGGCGGCGUCAAACUCACCUAUGAAACUGAAUAACUUUAGUAAGGGAUGACAUAUCUUGACCAAACUUGGUCUAUAGAAAGACUUUAUGGGUACCUUUAAUGGGAUUGCAUUUGGGGUCCCUAGGGUCAAGGUCAAGGUCACUGUUACUAAAAAUAGAAAAACAGUUGAAACUGAAUAACUUUAGUUCGGGAUGACAUAUCUUGACUAAACUUGGUGUACAGGAAGAGUUUAUAGAUACCUUUCAUGGGAUUGCGUUUGGGGUCUCUAGGGUCACAAGGUCACUGUUACUAAAAAUAGAAAAAAGGCUGAAACUGAACAACUUUAGUUAGGGUUGACAUAUCUUGACCAAACUUGGUCUAUAGGAAGAGUUUAUGAAUACCUUUCAAUGGAUUGCAUUUGGGGUCCCUAGGUUCAAGGUCACUGUUACUAAAAAUGGAAUAACAGACACUGGCUGAAGUUCUGGCAAUCAUUAAAAACCUGGUUUCGUCGCAUUGCGGCGUUUCUUUUUAUGAUUUUAUGACAUUGGAGAUAUGAUAUGAAAAACACAGAACCUCUUUCAGUGUUAUUUUAUUCAUUCUUUAAAAAUAAAUAUAUUCUUAUGCACCAGUUAGUUGUCAAAAAAAGCGGAGAAUCGACCUUACCUAGGGUCCCUGGGGUGCGGGGGCAUUUGGCGGGGAUUUUAUCAGCAGUUUGUCCCUGCAGGAUAUGGAUUUUACCUGUGCUUGCCUGGACUGAAAGUCAAAGUCUCCACUAUUCCCCUGACCUGGGGGGCCGUGGUUACAAUUGGCUGGUGCAUUAUGAUAUUUAUAUUCUUAUUUUUCUGUAAAAUAGAUGAUCUGUGGUUAUUUAUAUAUAUAGAAUAUAAAGUGCAGCUGUUCGUUGUCUAGCUCAUUGUUUAUUGUGCUUUUUACUACACUUUUAUUUCUGGCUAUAGCAGUGAAUAAUAAACCACAAACCACU